CUAGGAUCGUCGCAGAGUCGGAACCACCCCUUUCUCCCUCGGCCCGGGCCGGAGCUCGCCUCUGCGUUUCCCUCGCGUUUGGCGUUCCCCACUGGCCACGUAGCUCCUGGGCUGCGGUUCACCGCGCACCUACUACGCUGCGGGCGCACCGGCGGGGCGCCUGGAACCAUCGGGUCUUGUGUCAUUGUCUGUGCUUGGUAUUAAAUCAUGGGGAGGAAGCUGGACCUGUCUGGUCUGACCGAUGACGAAACGGAGCAUGUUCUCCAGGUGGUUCAGCGAGACUUCAAUCUUCGAAAAAAAGAGGAAGAACGGCUAAGUGAGAUGAAGCAGAAGCUGGCGGAGGAAGGCAGCAAGUGUAGCAUCCUCUCGAAGCACCAGAAGUUCGUGGAGCACUGCUGCAUGCGCUGCUGCUCACCCUUCACCUUCCUGGUCAACACCAAGCGCAGGUGUGCCGACUGCAAGUUCAAUGUCUGCAAGAGCUGCUGCUCCUACCAGAAGCGGGAGAAGGUGUGGAUCUGCUGUGUCUGCCAGCAAGCCAGGUGAGUGGCCAA
Leptonychotes weddellii (Weddell seal) is the source of this 551-nucleotide messenger RNA. The record is from RefSeq and is a predicted model, not a curated record. Lineage: Eukaryota; Metazoa; Chordata; Mammalia; Carnivora; Phocidae.